This is a messenger RNA of Oncorhynchus gorbuscha (pink salmon), 1779 nucleotides long. RefSeq names its product spermidine/spermine N(1)-acetyltransferase-like protein 1. The coding region runs from base 1 to 1779 and encodes 592 amino acids. NCBI's taxonomy places the organism in Eukaryota, Metazoa, Chordata, Actinopteri, Salmoniformes, Salmonidae. The transcript has 2 exons. The record is from RefSeq and is a predicted model, not a curated record.
AUGACGCCAAACAUCCUGUCUGCAAUGUUCCUGGUAGAGUUGAAACUGGGAUUCAUCCGGCAGACCAACAGGAGCAACCCAGGCUCACGCAAGCUCCAUACAGGGCAGACCAAUAGGAGCAACCCAGGUUUGAGCAAGCUCCGUACAGGGCAGACCAACAGGAGCAACCCAGGCUCACGCAAGCUCCAUACAGGGCAGACCAAUAGGAUCAACCCAGGCUCACGCAAGCUCCGUACAGGGCAGACCAACAGGAGCAACCCAGGCUCACGCAAGCUCCGUACAGGGCAGACCAAUAGGAUCAACCCAGGCUCACGCAAGCUCCGUACAGGGCAGACCAAUAGGAUCAACCCAGGCUCACGCAAGCUCAGUACAGGGCAGACCAAUAGGAGCAACCCAGGUUCACGCAAGCUCCAUACAGGGCAGACCAACAGGAGCAACCCAGGCUCACGCAAGCUCCAUACAGGGCAGACCAAUAGGAGCAACCCAGGUUUGCGCAAGCUCCAUACAGGGCAGACCAAUAGGAGCAACCCAGGUUUGCGCAAGCUCUUUACAGGGCAGACCAACAGGAGCAACCCAGGCUCACGCAAGCUCCAUACAGGGCAGACCAAUAGGAGCAACCCAGGUUUGCGCAAGCUCCAUACAGGGCAGACCAACAGGAGCAACCCAGGCUCACGCAAGCUCCAUACAGGGCAGACCAACAGGAGCAACCCAGGCUCACGCAAGCUCCAUACAGGGCAGACCAACAGGAGCAACCCAGGCUCACGCAAGCUCCAUACAGGGCAGACCAACAGGAUCAACCCAGGCUCACGCAAGCUCCGUACAGGGCAGACCAAUAGGAUCAACCCAGGCUCACGCAAGCUCAGUACAGGGCAGACCAAUAGGAGCAACCCAGGUUUGCGCAAGCUCCAUACAGGGCAGACCAACAGGAGCAACCCAGGCUCACGCAAGCUCCAUACAGGGCAGACCAAUAGGAGCAACCCAGGUUUGCGCAAGCUCCAUACAGGGCAGACCAAUAGGAGCAACCCAGGUUUCCAAUACAGGGCAGACCCAGGAGCAACCCAGGAGCAAGCUCCAUACAGGGCAGACCAGGCCCACGCAAGCUCCAUACAGGGCAGACCAACAGGAGCAACCCAGCAAGCUCCAUACAGGGCAGACCAACAGGAGCAACCCAGGCUCACGCAAGCUCCAUACAGGGCAGACCAACAGGAGCAACCCAGGCUCACGCAAGCUCCAUACAGGGCAGACCAACAGGAGCAACCCAGGCUCACGCAAGCUCCAUACAGGCAGACCAGACCAGCUCAUACAGGGCAGACCAAUAGGAGCAACCCAGGUUUGCGCAAGCUCCAUACAGGGCAGACCAACAGGAGCAACCCAGGCUCACGCAAGCUCCAUACAGGGCAGACCAAUAGGAGCAACCCAGGUUUGCGCAAGCUCCAUACAGGGCAGACCAAUAGGAGCAACCCAGGUUUGCGCAAGCUCCGUACAGGGCAGACCAACAGGAGCAACCCAAGCUCACGCAAGCUCCAUACAGGGCAGACCAAUAGGAUCAACCCAGGCUCACGCAAGCUCCGUACAGGGCAGACCAACAGGAGAAACCCAGGCUCACGCAAGCUCCGUACAGGGCAGACCAAUAGGAUCAACCCAGGCUCACGCAAGCUCCGUACAGGGCAGACCAAUAGGAUCAACCCAGGCUCACGCAAGCUCAGUACAGGGCAGAUCAACAGGAGCAACCAACGGACGAGGUGGGGGUUGGGAGUGGUGAACAUGAAGAUGUCAUGA